UUAAUAGGGAUCUAUAUAUGCAAAUGUAGAUAUCCCCAAAAAACCCAUCCAAAAUCUGAAAUCCGCCACGAAUUUCGAUUGGAUAGAAAUGGAUGAGAAGAAUCAAGAUUCAAUCGGCUACGCCUUCAAGGGCAAGAUCAUGAUCUCAUCCAUCACCAUCCUCUUCUUCGCCUGCUUCAUCAUCGUCGCAUUCCACGUCUACCGCCGCCGCCGCUCCGACCAGCGCCUUCGCCGCGUCACCUCUCUCUCCGCCGCCGCCGCGCCGCCGCAAAUUGCCGCCGCCUCCGGGGGCCUCGACCCCCGCGCUGUGAGCUCGAUUCCUACCUUCAUCUACCAAUCGGAAAAUCAGGAAUUUCCGGCGGAAUGCGCCGUGUGCUUGUCGGAGUUCGAGGAGAGGGAAACGGGUCGGAUCCUGCCCGAAUGCAAGCACUGCUUCCAUGUGGAUUGCAUAGACGCGUGGCUUCUGUCGCAGAGGCAUUGCCCGCUUUGCCGGGUCCGGGUCACGGGUAGACCGGUUGGCAGCUCUGCGGAAGUCUCGAUUGAUGUUCGCGGGUCGGGUUCCGGGUCGGAUUCUACAGGAUCCGCUUCGUCAUCGGAGGCUCUGGAUAUUCGAAAGUAAGCGACGUGGCGUGAUGGGAAUUGAAGUGAACGGGUCUGGAUCCGGGUAGGGGUUUGUGUCGGAUGUUGGAUCAGGAUCCGGGUUUCCGGGUGGGUCGAUUUGUGGAUUUUAAUUAAUCAUAUGUGGAUGCACAACUGUAAUACUGAUUCAUGAAAUGGAGAAAUGCUACGUAAUGCUUUUA
Messenger RNA from Salvia hispanica, 800 nucleotides. RefSeq names its product RING-H2 finger protein ATL2-like. The record is from RefSeq and is a predicted model, not a curated record. Lineage: Eukaryota; Viridiplantae; Streptophyta; Magnoliopsida; Lamiales; Lamiaceae.